AUGCCCCUGUCCACGUCUCGACGUGGCCCCAGUCCCGACCCCAUCCGUGGCGACUUCUUCCACCUCUGUGGGUCCCCUAUCCGCACGCACACGCGCAAAUCCGCAAUGGACCUCGACGACAUCCACGGCAUCAGCAGCAAGCGACUCCUUCCGAGCUCGUCCACCUUCGUGCGACCGGCAGAGACUGUCGACUUGCCUCGACUACCUUCUCCUGUACCCAAGAUGAUGAUGAUGAAGAAGAAGAAGUCUGAAGGAGAGCCGUUAGGCAGCUCGCUGGACGUGGAAGGCCACGCGUAUUACUACCACAACCGGAGUCUCUAUGGCGUCGUCCCAAGCAGCAGCAUCACGCCGUUUGCAAGCUACGCAUCUCGCAUCUCGCUCGUGACGAUCACGGACUCAAACGACUCGUCCAGGAGACUUGACAGUGCCCGACGAGCUGGUGUCCCGCUCUGUUUGUCCGACUGGUUCGAUCCGAUCAAGCACGAGGACGACGAGCGCUGUCGACAGACGAACGCUCUAAUCAACACCACCACAAUGAAGUCCAGAGACGAGCCCGAGUCCGAGUGUACCGUCCGUAGCUUACAGGACGAGCAGCAAUCUGAUGAAGCAGAGGAUGCAAUGGACGACCGGUUUCUUGAACCCCAGCAGAACGUCGACAUGGCAGACGUGACGAUCGGUCGUGUGAUUGGUGAAGGCGCGUUCGGGAAAGUGUUCCAGGCGUCGUGGAAGGGCCGCAACGUGGCGAUGAAAGUGCUCGUGCGACAGAAUUUGACAGCUGAUGUGGUCCGGGAGUUUGAAACGGAAGUGAAGAUCAUGAGUGGACUGCAUCAUCCCAACAUUUGCAGCCUCUUGGGCGCGUGUUUAGCCCCCGAGAGUCGGGCGUUGGUGAUCGAGCUGGUCGAGCACGGCUCGCUUUGGGCGGUGCUUCGCACGCGACGACGACAGCUCUCGGAGGCAAUGCGGACUCGCUUUGUUGUGGAUACUGCGCGUGGCAUGCGCUACUUGCACCAGUUUGAGCUGCCGAUCUUGCAUCGAGACAUGAAGAGUCCGAACUUGCUUGUGGAGCGCAACUUUUCCAUCAAGAUCUCGGACUUUGGGCUGUCCCGCGUCAAGGCACAGAUCCAGACCAUGACAGGCAACUGCGGCACGGUGCAGUGGAUGGCACCCGAAGUACUGGGGAAUUGCAAGUACACGGAGAAAGCGGACGUGUUCUCGUUCGGCAUUGUCGUGUGGGAGAUCUUCACGGGACAGUGCCCGUACGACGGCAUGACGCAGAUCCAAGUGGCGCUGGGCGUGCUCAACCACGACCUGCGGCCGGUGAUCCCUCGCUCGUGUCCCCGUUUCUUUGCACGGCUGAUCCAGUCGUGCUGGGCGCGAGAACCGAGUCUCCGUCCGUCCUUCUCGGAUAUCAUGCACACGUUCGAGCAGCACGUUGCGUACCACUGA
Peronospora matthiolae is the source of this 1446-nucleotide messenger RNA. The record is from the annotation of a GenBank genome assembly. NCBI's taxonomy places the organism in Eukaryota, Oomycota, Peronosporomycetes, Peronosporales, Peronosporaceae.